AUGAUAACAGUGGUAACGGAGGAUGCAUUAGCCAGGCUACUACUGGCGACAACCAAGUGCAAUAUGCGCAAAGCGAACCAUGCGGCCAAUCAUUGUCUUCCCACGGUACAUCUAACGCAGGAACGUCAGAACGAUUCUACAGUUCUACAGCAGACACAACUGGCAUGCCAUAACCCACAUAGCACAAGCGAGAGCAAUUACCAUAUUCAAACAGAUAUUACUGAAAACGAUCAGUGUAAAGAUGCGCUGCCACGCGGCGAACUGUUGGUGUCUGAUGCUAUUCCCAGCGAGCAUUCAGCGGAAAAACUUUCAGGAACUGAAACGCUUAGAAUUCGCUGGUUUGCUCCAAUGACAUCUGGCAGUCAGAACAGUGUCGGUGAAGAUUAUUACGGUGUUCGAUAUAUGAGCGCUGAAAACGACUAA
This is a messenger RNA of Gongylonema pulchrum, 423 nucleotides long. The record is from the annotation of a GenBank genome assembly. NCBI's taxonomy places the organism in Eukaryota, Metazoa, Nematoda, Chromadorea, Rhabditida, Gongylonematidae.